Molecule: messenger RNA, 1029 nt
Organism: Oreochromis aureus
Lineage: Eukaryota; Metazoa; Chordata; Actinopteri; Cichliformes; Cichlidae
Product: tripartite motif-containing protein 16-like
Exons: 3
Coding region: 1-1029 (342 amino acids)
Molecular function (GO): protein binding
Source: RefSeq, a predicted model, not a curated record
AUGACUCAGUCCUUCAAACAGGACUGGACAACCGUCAAUAGGAAGGUUAACAACAAACCUACAAAACAACUGAAUGUGAAACUGCAGAACAGAUUUGCUCCACUAUCAAAGGACCCUGGAUCUAUAUCGGACAACCAUCCACCUAAAAUAAAUAAAAAGGGGAAGCUGGAGCAGGAGAUCGCUGAGCUGAAGAGGAAAGACGGCGAGCUGGAGCAGCUCUCACACACAGAGGAUCACAACCAGUUUCUACACAACUACCCCUCACUGUCAGCACUCAGUGAGUCUACACACUCAUCCAGCAUCAAUAUUCGUCCUCUGAGGUACUUUGAGGAUGUGACAGCAGCUGUGUCAGAGACCAGAGAUAAACUACAGGACAUUCUGAGAGAGGAAUGGACAAACAUCUCACUGACAGUCACUGAAGAGGAUGUUUUACUGUCACCACCAGAGCCAAAGACCAGAGCUGGAUUCUUAAAAUAUUCACAUGAAAUCACACUGGAUCCAAACACAGCAAACACACAUCUGUUAUUAUCUGAGGGGAACAGAAAAGUAACAAGAAUAAAAGAACAACAGUCUUACUCUUAUCAUCCAGACAGAUUCACUGGAUGUCAUCAGGUCCUGAGUAGAGAGAGUCUGACUGGACGUUGUUACUGGGAGGUCGAGUGGAGAGGGGGAGGAGUUUGCGUAGCAGUCGCAUACAAGAAUAUCAGCAGAGCAGGGAGUAUCAAUGAAUGUUUAUUUGGAAACAAUGACAAAUCUUGGGCAUUAUAUUGGUUCAUAGGAAGUUUCAAAUUUCGACACAACAAAGUCCAAACUGACUUCUCAGGUCCUCGGUCCUCCAGAGUAGGAGUGUACCUGGAUCACAGAGCAGGUAUUCUGACUUUCUACAGAGUCUCUGAAACCAUGACUCUCCUCCACAGAGUCCAGACCACAUUCACUCAGCCGCUCUAUGCUGGACUUUGUCUUGGAGCCACUGCAGAGUUGAUUAAAGUCAAAUACAGGGAGACCAACACGGACAUCAGUUUAGACUGA